UAUACCUAGGUAUGGACACAAGACUCUAUCCAUAUAUCAGAGAACCAUUGGAAGACUUCACCCUAAGAAGUCACGCCUGUCUGAUACCACAUCUAAAGAUGCCUGCUUAUGCCCGUUCUUCCAACAACGAGAAAUUGUUCACGCGUCCCUUGGGAGUCAACGAAAAAUAUAUACAUAUCGUUUCGAAGUUAACACCGUCACCUGAGCGCAGAGGCUGGUACAUCAACUCCUUUGCUACACUCAAACCACGAGGUACCCUUACUUGCAGCUCGCUCCCCGCCAUCCUCCGCAAAGCCUGGUGCCAUCUUCGGUAUCAACAGCCUAGCAUCGCAGCAUAUCUCACUGCUGACGAGCAAAAUCUUGCAUACGAUGUGCCCGACGCGAAAGAUCGGGAAGAGUGGUUGAGUCAAAGUUUCAUUGUCGACAGAGAGUCUGAGAAUGCUCGAGCAGUCAUACGAUCGCCAAGAAUCCCCUUGUACUGGACUUGCACCUUUGUCGAGAAAUCACAAGAGGUUUUAUGCUAUACAGCGCAUUGGCGUAGCGACGGCAUAGGAGCCCUGCAACUUCUCGAUUCUCUCUUUGCUCUCGUUGCCAAUGCCGGACUGCAGGACCCAGAAGAAUUACCAUGGGGCGAGGAAGUUGGCAGGCUGGCGCUCAACAUUGAGGACAUCGCAGAAGUUCCAGUAGAUGCCAAUGCCGAACACACACAAUUCGCAAAAAAGUGUUUAGAGACCUUCGCGCUGACGGAGGGCGCGGUCGGAAUUCCUUACCUGGAUGCGGAAAUGCCUGGGGGAACGCAGCUUGCGCGUACCACUUUUUCUGAGGAGACUACAAAGAAGGUGAUAGCAAAGUGUAAAGAGAAGGGGUUCAGUGUUACCUCCGCAGUCAACGCCUCCGUUGCAGCCACCAACUGGUCUUUUGCAGCCGCCGAUCGAAAGAAUCAGCACUACACUUCUACGGCACGCUUCAGUUUCAAGCCAUAUAUUCCCUCGCCGUACAAUGGCCCCGCUUACGCUUCCGCUUUAUUAACUACAGGCUGGAUGAUAUCAGUAUCCCCCGAUCAGUCAUGGGAAGACCAUGCUCGAUACUAUCAUACCAUAUACAAAGCUGGUUUAUCUCGCAAGUUCAUUGAUUCGUAUCGCGUAUAUGCAGGGGCUAUCUGUGACGCAGUCGCGCAAGCCCCCAAAGUAGUGAGUGCUGCGGCUGAAGUCGACAUCAGCAGUCUCGGAAUAGUUGAGAAGUAUCUGGAGAGAGAUUAUGGAAGUGGCGAUUGGGGACUAGAGAUCCUCGAUGUUGGCGAGGGCGUUGAGACUUUAGGACGUUCUUCAGGGCUCUUUGUGUGGACAUUCGGAGAUCGACUGGUAUUUAGUUUGGCUUUCAACGAGCGAUUCCAUGAAAUGGAGCAGAUGGAGGCAUUUGUGAAAGCAGUCGAAGAGAACUUGGUAAGGGAAUUGUUGAUAGAUUGA
Molecule: messenger RNA, 1466 nt
Organism: Periconia digitata
Lineage: Eukaryota; Fungi; Ascomycota; Dothideomycetes; Pleosporales; Periconiaceae
Source: the annotation of a GenBank genome assembly